AUGUGGUUUUCCAAAGCCUUGUUUCUACUUUUUGCAGGUUUAACAGCAGCAACACCUACUCCUGUUGGGGCUGGAGAUCUGCUCUCCAAAGCAUCUAUACCUGCUGUCUCCGGCUUGAAAUUCAACAUCGAUGGCACAACUGGAUAUUUCGCUGGAACUAACUCUUACUGGAUUGGCUUUCUGACCAACAAUGCCGAUGUUGAUCUGGUAAUGACACAUCUCAAGGCUUCUGGUUUGAAAGUUCUUCGUGUCUGGGGUUUCAACGAUGUGACACAAAGCACCUCUGGAGUCUGGUACCAAAGCUUCAUCUCAGGAAAAACUCCUCAGAUCAACACUGGCGCCAAUGGUCUCCAGCGUCUAGACUAUGUCGUCUCUAGCGCCGAGGCUCAUGGCAUCAAGCUCAUCGUCAACUUCGUCAAUAACUGGGGCGACUAUGGUGGCAUGCCUGCUUACAAUACUUUUUACGGCACCACCAAGACUACGUGGUACACAGAUGCCAAAGUCCAAGCCCAGUACCAGACUUACAUCAAGGCUGUAGUAAGUCGACACAUCAACAGCACUGCCAUCUUUGCUUGGGAACUUGCGAAUGAGCCAAGAUGUAAUGGAUGCGCAACGAGUAUUGUGACAACGUGGGCUACGAAGACAAGUGCGUACAUUCGAAGCUUGGAUCCAAAUCACAUGAUUACUUUGGGUGACGAAGGGUUCAUGAAUGGUGGUGGAGAUGGGAGCUACCCUUACACCACUGGCGAAGGCAUGGACUUCGAAGCUAACUUGAAGAUUCCGGAUAUCUCCUUCGGCACAUUCCACCUUUAUCCAACAUCAUGGAGUGAGAAAGAUGCUCUUGGCUUCGGCAAUGGAUGGAUCAAAGCUCACGGUGCUGUUUGUGCCUCCGUUGGCAAGCCUUGUGUCUUCGAGGAGUACGGCAUGGAAUCCAAUAAACCCGCAAUCGAAGGUCCGUGGCAGACUACAGCUCUGAAUACUUCAGGUAUGGGAGGUGAUAUGUAUUGGCAGUAUGGCGACACCUUGAGUAGUGGAAAGACUGCAGAUGAUCAGUAUACGAUUUACUAUGGGUCGAGUGAUUUCACGACGUUGGUCACCGAUCACGUGAAGAGUAUUGGUUAGCUGAAACCUUCCGAAGUGCAGAGGGGAAUAGGAAUGAGGUUGGAAGAUCAUGUAUAUAAGUUGAUGAAAGCGUCU
Mollisia scopiformis is the source of this 1197-nucleotide messenger RNA. Its product is annotated as glycoside hydrolase. Gene Ontology annotation, molecular function: hydrolase activity, hydrolyzing O-glycosyl compounds. The transcript has 4 exons. Lineage: Eukaryota; Fungi; Ascomycota; Leotiomycetes; Helotiales; Mollisiaceae. The coding region runs from base 1 to 1122 and encodes 373 amino acids. The record is from RefSeq and is a predicted model, not a curated record.